Molecule: messenger RNA, 493 nt
Organism: Frankliniella occidentalis (western flower thrips)
Lineage: Eukaryota; Metazoa; Arthropoda; Insecta; Thysanoptera; Thripidae
Exons: 4
Coding region: 167-493 (108 amino acids)
Source: RefSeq, a predicted model, not a curated record
GCUGGGCCGCCAGGCUGUGUCCGCCCCGCGCCGCCCUCGCCCGCCGCCCCCGCUCGCGCCCGCCCCCCGCGCGUGCAGCCCCGCAGGGCCCCCAGGACGACAUGUGAGCCCUGCCGCCGCCAGGUCGCCGCCCUGGUGCCGGGGCCCGGAGCCCGCCUCGCACGCCAUGGAGACCGCGCUCGCGCUGCUGGUGGUGAUCGCCGUGCUCCUUGUGGAUAACAGCGCGCAGUUUGACUUCACCAAAGCCAACUUCGAGGCGGCGUUCCAAGGCCGGUGCGGGCGCGAGAGCCCCUGCGAGCAGCUCUGCUUUGAGCUCCACGACGGCAUGUUCGAGUGCGAGUGCCGCGAGGGUUACGUGCUUCACCUCAACGGCUACGGCUGCCUCGAUCCAGAGCAGCAGAAGAUUUGGCAUCGCUUUCCAGAUUCCGUUGAUGCAUGUUUGCUGAUGAUGCAGGGUUCCCCAUUUAAGCGUGAGGGUCCUUCAAGCCACUAG